GGUUUACGUUCCUGUGACGUAGUUCAGUGAUUCUGCUGUUCAACAGAGCAACUGGCUAAUAGUUGGCUCCGGCAUAUGGGCGGCCCUAUUUCAGUGACUAUAAUCAACCUGACAAACUUUGCCGACGUACUGUUAGUGCAACUUGCAGAGUCUGACAGAUAACUGAGAUGUACGAGCCAGCUUUGGACGAUCACAAAUCCGUGCAACCUAAUACCGGGUCCAACAUGAGUGAGGAUGUCCAGCAGAAUGGUGGAGAAUUCGAAGACGACCUGGAGCCAGAAGACAUGUAUGUGAAAGACAGGAGGAGAGCGAAAUCUCUGCCCGCAUAUCCAGAACAAGCAAGCCUCUUCAACGAAAUCUCACAGAAUUGCAGGAAAAGAGUAAAAUUUGCUGAUGCCCUGGGCUUAAAUCUGGCCAGUGUUAAACAUUUCAGUACCACUGAAGACCCAGAAAUUCCCUCCACGGUAUUGAACAGGCUCAAAAGUUUCCCUCCGCAACAAGACCGAGAGUUUCUUAGUGACUUGUGCGGCAGCUUCAAAUCUACACUGACGAUGAACCGCCUCAUACCCACCUUCAAGAUGCCAGUUGAGUCUCGCGACUUUGAGACACGGGUCAAGCAAUAUUACAUCGCCCUGGAAAAUAUUACAAUAACUGAAUUUGAUGUACGCGGACAGAUACGAGCGCUUAUCCUGGGGUCCACUAAGAAGGAGGUCGGUGUAAGAUACACAUUUAACGAAUGGCUGUCAUUUGUAGACGCACAAGCGAUUCCCUUGCCCUCUGAGGACAACGUGGUUGGGGAGAGAUUCUCUUUCACGAUGUACACACCCCCUUUCUUGGAUCCAAACGCAUAUGUACAUUUCGCAGUGUAUUCUCGGACAGACGACUGCGAGUUUUGGGACAACAACGAGGGUAAGAACUAUUCACUUAAGUAUCAGUGUCUGUCACCCUUCGAGUCAACGCCUCUGCACACUACCUGAACCAAACUGUCCCGGCUUUUACGCCCCUUCAUUCUCUGUGAGAGCGACAUUAUUAAACCAUGUGCCCAUUUUCUGUUCCUGAGAGUUUGACCAAUUGUUUUUUCUGCUGUAUGAGACAGCAGAGUAUGGAGUUUUGCAGAUCAUCAACAACUGGGCUGACAUGAACUGACAGGCGUAUUUUGGUUACGCCCAGACUGAAUUAGUGCAAUAAGAGCGGUAUUUCCCAUGCACCAUCUAAUGUCGCCUAAACACUUAAACUGAGACUGAAGAUGAAAUUCUCUGUCGGGUCUGUUUUGGCAACUUUUUCACCAUAUUUUUCAAACAGUGAUUUGAAAAGCUUGAUUGCUGGAUUCGGAUGGCCAGUGGGCAGUUUCUGAUAUCCUUCCAAAGGGAUUUUGUUUUGUUUUUUUGUUUUUGUUUCUGUAAUCUUGGGAUAUGUGCCUUAAAAACAUCCACAUGCUUUUCGAGCUCUGUCUGUGCAAAUGUUUGAACUUAAUCUGACACUUGCGUGAUACUUUGGACUUCUGCUGAAAGUGUCUGUAUACUGAAAAAUGGAAAUACAAAAUAUUUCAAAAACACACUAACUAUUUAUAUUAUUCACAGUCUUGAUGCAAAAAUGUUAACCUGAGCAGUGAGCAGAUCUGAAUGUCUGUUGUUUACUGCAACACCUUUUCUGGGUAUUGUAUUCUGCUUUUUUUCUUUAUAUAAGAAAAAAAUAUAAGUGCAUUUAAAAGAGAAUCACGUCAAAUGCAAAUGAAAUGAGUAUCUGUGUGCAUUUGUGUUCGGCUGAAAAGCAUAAACUCCUUUCAUGGAGCUCAGUGUGGCAAUUCUUCCCUAUCUGUGUGAUAAAGGAGCAUGGACUUGUAAGUGCUUGUAUGAAAACACUGACUUUUAGAGGCAAAAGAUGACAUUUUUGGAAAGUCUCUCUCUCUCUCUCUCUCUCUCUCUCUCUCUGUGUGUGUUACAGAAUUAUCAUGUAGCCAUAUAAAUGAUUCAUUCAACAGUGUUUUCUCUGUGGGAUUUCUGCCAUGAAAAAACAUGUUAAGACACAAUAGCUGGUACUCUUAGCAGCAAUGAAGUUACAUAGAAAGACUGAUCCAAAACUGGCUCCCCUUACUCUCGUAGUUUUGGGUGGUUUGGAUCUAAACAAGAUUCUGGACUCACAGCAUCUUUAUUCUAUUUUUAACUCACCCAUUUAUAUAUGUGUGAUCUGAAAUUUGGGUGGGUAUUGAAAUGAUUCUUGUUUUGAAGGGGCUCUGAUUUGAAUUUGUCCCAGCAAAAGGGGAGCCCAAAGCCAAAAUGAUUCAACUCCUUUUUAGGUUUCUUUGUGUAUUCUUUGUAUGUAGGCAUCCAUAUAACAGCCUGUUUACACACUAAGUUUAAUUUUUCCAUAAAGCUGAUUUUAUCUCUACAUACAGGACAGCAAAGCAAGCCUAGCUAUAAACGACAGCAUCUGUCUGGUUGGUCUGAUGUUCCCUCAGUGUGGACUAUAGACAGAGGACCUCAGACAGCUAUAAAGACCAUUGAUCAUGGGUCCUAGACUUGGUUGUUUGUCUUUUGUAUGAGGACACAUUCCUGACACAUUGGGUUCUGAUUCAUGUCUGAAUAGAGCAACUUGUUCUGUUACAUUUCUCUUGAGUGUGAUUAUGAAUCUAUGACAGGUCACAAACCAGCCAGAAUAUUCCCACCAGUGGCAAGGCCUUUGGCUUGUCAAAACCCAACUACCUCCUCUGCUUAUUUUUAACUACAGAAUAUAGUGAUUUAUGAGAGUGGAACUCCAUGGAGGGUACCAGGAACAUCACAGUGCUAUAACAAGCAGUGUGAUUUGGUGUGUUCAGUUUAUCAGAGAUAUUUGUUUAAUUUUGUAGGGAAUGGCAUGUGACAGUCUAGAAGUGUUGGGCUCACUUUUGUCGUAAUAUAGAAUUGGACAGGUAAUAGCAGCGGAAUUGAGCAUGCAUUGCAAUAGGGAAUAUGUGGGUGUUUAUAUAACUGGUCCAGUGUCUUUAAUAUAAAACACCAGCUAUUUGUAGAGUGAAAUUAUGCAAAUUUAAACAGCUAUGUUUUGGUCAGAAAGCUGUGAGCUUGCCACUCAUAAUUAGACCAAGACAUCUGAGUAAAGUUAAAGAGCAGGUACAGUUAGGAAGGGUAGCCUUCUACCUUCACAAAUCUAAAAUCAAUUCUUUAGCAGUUAUUUAAUGCAUUGCAUGUAAUGAGAUUAUUCACAAGUCAUAAUGUCAUAACAAUUUUCUUUUCUUUUUUUUUUUGUAUGGGUUUUAAGGGAGCAUUCUGAGUCAUGUUUCAAGGACGGUCAUUCAUUUUCUCUGAAUGAAUAUUAUUAAAGCACAGCAUUAGUUUACUACCUA
Messenger RNA from Chanos chanos (milkfish), 3340 nucleotides. It is a transcript of the gene ppp1r3g, whose product is annotated as protein phosphatase 1 regulatory subunit 3G. Bases 168 to 977 code for a protein of 269 amino acids. Gene Ontology annotation, biological process: regulation of glycogen biosynthetic process. Gene Ontology annotation, cellular component: protein phosphatase type 1 complex. Gene Ontology annotation, molecular function: glycogen binding; protein phosphatase 1 binding. Lineage: Eukaryota; Metazoa; Chordata; Actinopteri; Gonorynchiformes; Chanidae. The transcript is spliced from 2 exons. The record is from RefSeq and is a predicted model, not a curated record.